This is a messenger RNA of Ahaetulla prasina, 2832 nucleotides long. Its product is annotated as zinc finger protein 436-like. The transcript is spliced from 5 exons. The coding region runs from base 205 to 2190 and encodes 661 amino acids. The record is from RefSeq and is a predicted model, not a curated record. Lineage: Eukaryota; Metazoa; Chordata; Lepidosauria; Squamata; Colubridae. Gene Ontology annotation, biological process: regulation of transcription by RNA polymerase II. Gene Ontology annotation, molecular function: RNA polymerase II cis-regulatory region sequence-specific DNA binding; DNA-binding transcription factor activity, RNA polymerase II-specific.
GAGGGCGGGGGAACCUGUGGAGGGAGCGACUUGCAGCUGCUCUUCUCCGCCUCGGAAACCCUGAGGGAGCGGAGCCCCGCCCCCUUCUCCCCCCUCAAACCGGGAAAGGGGCGGGGCGACCGGGUGGGGGAGGGUCCGCCGUGACCGAAGGCGGCCUCUGAGGGAAUUUCCUCCCGUUGGGGCUGCGCUGAAGCCGGAGACCGAAUGGAGGCCCGGGGGUCUCCCUUGAAGGCGGGGAGCGGCCUCCCCGAGGAGCCCCGCAGCUCCGAGGCUGAGCGCUGGCGGUUCCGCAGCUGCCGCUCCCUGGAAGCCGAGGGGCCCCGGGCGCUUUGCAGCCGCCUGCACGGGCUGUGCCGGGGGUGGCUGCGGCCCGAGCGGCGCAGCAAAGCCGAGAUGCUGGACCUGGUGGUGCUGGAGCAGCUGCUGGCCCUGCUGCCCCCGGAGCUGUCGGGCUGGCUGAGGGAGUGCGGGGCGGAGAGCUGCGCCCAGGCGGUGGCCCUGGCCGAAGGCUGCCUCCUCGGCCCACCAGCCGCCCCGGAGCCCGGAAAGGGGUGGCAGUUGCAGGAGCCGUUCAUUGGGGAGAUCUCAGAAGAGCUCCAGGGAAGAGGAGAUGCAUCCAAUGAUUCUGAAGAGAUUCUUUUCAGGAGGAUCCAACUGGGGACACCUUGCCAGUUAAAUUUGCAGGAGCCGUUCAUUGGGGAGAUCUCAGAAGAGCUCCAGGGAAGAGGAGAUGCAUCCAAUGAUUCUGAAGAGAUUCUUUUCAGGAGGAUCCAACUGGGGACACCUUGCCAGUUAAAUGACUCUGAUCCCUUUGAGGAGGUGGCUGUGGACUUCACAGAGGAGGAGUGGGAGCUGCUGGAUUCGGACCAGAAGGCCUUGUGCAGGGAAGUCAUGCUGGAGGUUUCUAUGAAUUUGGCCGCUCUGGCAGGCGAUGGUGAUGGUGAUGGUGAUGGUGAUGGUGAUGAUCUGGGGAAUGAGAACGAAAAGCAGCCACCAUUAUUGACGCUGCAAAAAACAUCAUCUGCCAAGAGUCCUUCCUCCUCUCUUACAUUACCUAACAUACCACAUUGGAAACCAGAGACAUUUUCAGAAUAUGAGGGCGAGUUCAGUCUAAUUUGCACGAACUGUGGAAAGAGCUUCAUUAGUUCGAGUAAUCUUAAUAGCCAUCAGAGCAGCCACAUAGGUGAGGGGCUAUAUACCUGUCCAGAAUGUGAAAAAAGCUUUUGCCAGGAAACAGAGAUGAUUUGUCCUACAACGAUCCACAUAGAGACCAGACCAUAUAAUUGCCUGGAAUAUGGAGGGAGCUUUUUUGAGAACAAUGAUUUUACUCAACAUCAAUGGAUCCACACAGUGGAUAAACCGUAUAAAUGCCUGGAAUGUGGAAAAAGCUUCACUCAAGAAGGAAAACUUAAUUCUCAUAAAAAGAUCCACACUGGGGAAAGACCGUAUAAAUGCUUGGAGUGUGGAAAAAGCUUUAACUGGAGCAAAGAUCUUAUUUGUCACAAACGGAUCCACACUGGGGAGAGACCAUAUAUAUGCUUCGAGUGUGGAAAGACUUUUGCCCAGAAAGGAUGUCUUACUAGUCAUGAAAGGAUCCACACAGGGGAGAAACCAUAUAAGUGCACAGAGUGUGGAAAAAGCUUUGCUCAAACAGCACAUCUUAACACUCAUAAAAAGAUCCACACGGGGGAGAGACCAUAUAAAUGCUUGGUGUGUGGUAAGAGUUUUGCACGGAAAGAAUGUCUUGCUGGUCACGAAACAAUUCACACGGGGGAUAAACCAUAUAAAUGCACGGAGUGUGGAAAGAGGUUUGCUCGGACAGAACAUCUUUAUUCUCACAAAAGAACCCACUCAGUAGAGAAACCAUAUACAUGUUUGGAGUGUGGAAAAAGCUUUGCUCAAACAGCUCAUCUUAAUUCUCAUAAAAGGAUCCACACAGGGGAGAGACCAUAUACAUGCUUGGAAUGUGGAAAAAGCUUUGCUCAAACAUCUCAUCUUAAUUCUCAUAAAAGGAUCCACACAGGGGAGAGACCAUAUAAAUGCACGGAGUGUGGAAAAGCGUUGGCCAACAAGCACACCUUAAUUCUCAUAAAAGGAGCCACACAGAGGAGAAACCAUAUAAAUGCUUGGUGUGUGGAACGAGUUUUGGUUGGAAAGUAUGUCUUACUCGACACCAAAGAUCUCACAUAGGAGAAACCAUAUAAAUGCACGGAGUGUGGAAAGAGCUUUGCUCGGUGGGAGAAAUAAGAAUUAUUCCUGUAAAGAAAAAAGCAAGAGCUGAACUAUAUUUAUUGUUUAUGUAACCUAUGACUCCAGCUGUUAGACAUUAGAUAUGGAGUUGUGUAAGAAGGGAUUUUGAAUUAUAAAUUGAUUAGUACAUUCUAUGUCAGGAAUGUACAUUGGCAGGAAAGGAGCGGUCAUGCUAAAAUUGAUAGUUGUUAUGACCGAGAUAGGGCAGUUAUCGGGAAUGUGCUUGUCUGGGAAAAACAGCUGUUAUGUACCCAAAACAUAUCUAAGAAAAUAAGGGGCGCUAAAGAGGAGGAGGUUUUGACUCUGAAACUGUAUUUAAACUUGUAAUCAUAUGUAUUCUUUGCUCUCUUGUUGCUGUACACAUGAGCACAAGGGGGGAUAUUUUUGCAAAAGUUAAAUAAAGCUCUUUUUAUUGUUCAUGUUUCCCAUGAUGUUUAAUUGAGUGGUUUAAAUCUCACAAUUGGAUAGGAAAUGUUUAUUCUCACAAAAGAACCCACGCAGAGGAGAGCCCAUAUAAAUGCUUGGCAUAUGGAAAAAGCUUUAACUGGAACAGAGAUCUUACUUGUCAUGAAAGAAUCCACA